Molecule: messenger RNA, 2413 nt
Organism: Acanthopagrus latus (yellowfin seabream)
Lineage: Eukaryota; Metazoa; Chordata; Actinopteri; Spariformes; Sparidae
Gene: f10
Product: coagulation factor X
Exons: 9
Coding region: 269-1630 (453 amino acids)
Biological process (GO): proteolysis; blood coagulation
Cellular component (GO): extracellular region
Molecular function (GO): calcium ion binding; serine-type endopeptidase activity
Source: RefSeq, a predicted model, not a curated record
CAGACCACCAGCUGGACUCAUGACAUGAUGGUUCCUCUAAAGGUUCCUCAGGGUUCUACUCUCGGUCCUGUUUGUGUUCUGUUCGGUCUCCAGCAGCUCCGAGAUCACAGAUCAAUUUGAAAAUACGUCGCUAUAAAUGCUAAGCUAAAAGUGUUGGCUAUCCGAUUAUGAUGACAUCCCAUGAACACAGCGCUUCUUCUUCCUGGACAGCAGGGAAGCCAGUCAGGUUCUGACCCGACGGAGACGAGCCAACAGCUUUUGGGAAGAGAUGAAACAAGGCGACAUGGAGAGGGAGUGUGUGGAGGAGCGCUGCAACUGGGAGGAGGCCCGAGAGAUCUUUGAGAAUAAAGAGAAAACUAAUGAAUUCUGGGUCAAAUACGUUGAUGGCGACGCAUGCAAGUCCAUACCCUGCGCACACAACGGAGUUUGCAAAGAUGGGAUUGGUAGCUACGACUGCUACUGCCAGGCCGGGUACCAGGGCUACAACUGUGAAAUCGUUAUUCCUGAGCUUUGUGAGAACAGAAACGGUGGAUGUGAACACUUCUGCAAAGUGGUGCAGGGAAGCGUCAUGUGCUCCUGCGCUGACGGAUAUUUCCUGGCGUCAGAUGACAAAUCCUGCAACUCCAACGCAACCUUCAAAUGUGGCGCCAUCGUCACCGGAAACACCCGGACUGUUUUCAGGUACGAGCGAAAUAACACGAUGUUGGCGAACAAAGAGAAUUUGAACGAGACGGACCACAACAUCAACUCCACCAAUCAGGAUUACGCGAUGGACAACAGCACCGCCACCGCCAAAAUCUUACCAGAGAACCGGAUCCUGGAGCAAAUAAUCAACUCUCAAAUGGCCAGCAUGACCCGCAUCGUCAACGGAGAGGACUGUCCACCGGGAGAAUGUCCAUGGCAGGCUCUCCUCCUGAACGAGGAGGACCGAGGGUUCUGUGGAGGAACCAUCCUCAACGAAUACAUCAUCCUGACUGCUGCUCACUGCAUGAACCAAUCACGCUUCAUCUACAUCAAGCUUGGUGAGUUCGACGUGUUGGUGGAUCACGGUAAUGAAGCCACUCACCAUGUGGAGACUAUCGUCACCCACAAUAAAUACAGGCCUGAAACCUACCACAAUGACAUCGCACUCAUCAAGUUGGUGUCGCCCAUCAAGUACAGCAGGUACAUCCUGCCGGCCUGCAUACCUGAGCCAGACUUCGCUGAAAAGGUUCUAAUGCGGCAGCCCGACGGCAUGGUCAGUGGUUUCGGUCGUCUCGGCGAGGGUCGGCAGCCGUCCACCAUCUUGCAGCGCCUCACCGUCCCCUUCGUGGAUCGGGCAACCUGCAUAGAAUCGACCCAGCUGCGGAUCUCUCAGCGCAUGUUCUGUGCUGGCUAUGACGACAUAGCCAAGGACGCCUGCCAAGGCGACAGCGGCGGACCGCACGUCACGCGCUACCGAGACACCUAUUUUGUCACCGGCAUUGUAAGCUGGGGUGAAGGCUGUGCACGCAAAGGCAAAUACGGCGUCUACACCCAGGUGUCCAAGUACGUCCAGUGGAUCCGUGAAGGCAUCAAGAAGCUGAUGCCCCAAGAGAAGAGCGGCAGGAAGAAGAGGCACCACGGUCCGAUCAACAGAUUGGUUCUGUAAUCGUUCAGCCUCACUUUGUGCCUCUCGUGUAAUCAAAAUCUAAAUAAUGUUUAUGACUCCUAAACAGGCACAUUUCACAACAUUUACCACUUUUAUAAAAAGACAAUAUAAAACAUCUUAAAGCUGCAUUAAUUCAUUGUUAGUCCACUUGGGAGCAGCAGAACAAGCUAAACUAAUUUUAGCAAACACGUUAACAAACAGCUGCAUCACAACCUAUAGAAAGUGACUUGUGAGGUUCCUCAGGGUUCAAUUCUGGGUCCUGAAUAUUUUCUGUUUGGUUAAAACUGCAGUAUCUAAGUUUUUGGUGCACUUGGGGGUAACAGAACAAACUAUAAACACAACUUCUAUCAGCUUCUGACGUAGUAGUGGCUAUCAUGUUAGCAAACAGCAACCUGCCAUCACAUCCUGCAGUGUGACAUGAUCAUCCACUUCGAGUCACGUUUGUGUUGAACUGAUAAAAGUCUUUAAGCUCUGUUUUGGUCUCGAACAACUAAAGGAAACAUCUGCCUCUUUAGCCGCUUGCUGCUCUCACGUUUGUCUUUCUGCUGUUUGAUGAUCUUUCAGUGCAAAAGUCUCAAAUGUAAAACUGUCGAUAACCUGUGAUGUAAAUUUAAAAUGACGUACGAAAUCUGAGCUUGAUUUAAUAAUUUGCUUUUCAGUUUGAUCCAAACGUCUGGAGGAGGAAGCUGAAAAAAAUAAAUCUGUUGUCAUCCUCUGUUUUUUUUUGUUAGUUUUUAGCUUUUUGAGCAGAAUUUGAUGAAAAUAAAAGAAAUACAAGUCUGA